UUUCGGCCGUCUAUAAAAAAUACGUCACACAACAAACACACAGUCGCAGUGCAACUAUAAUUUAUAAACACUAAACUCGGAAGUUUGAUGAAACUGGCUUCUCCGUCUCACUCAGUUUGGUGUUUUAAUGGCGUGUCCUGUUCAACAAACAGUGGAGCUGAAUCCAGCCCUGCUACCUCUAGACUGGCUUCUGGGCACCUGGGAGUCAGAUGAGCCUGGAGAGGGCUGCUUCCCCACCAUAAAACCUUUCCACUACACAGAGACACUGAACUUCAGCCACGUUGGACAACCAGUCAUCAACUUCAUGUUUAGUGCCUUCAAUGCAGAGACCAAGAAGCCUCUGCACAGGGAGAGUGGCUUCAUUCGGAUGCAGCCAGGAACCAACAGAGUGGCGUUCAUCAUAGCACAGAACUCAGGUCUGGUGGAGAUUGAGGAAGGUGAGCUGACAGGACAGCAGCUGAACCUGCAGAGCCAGGCUGUGGCCAGAAUCUCUUUUGCCAGGGAGCCACAUGUACAGCAGAUUUCUCGAGUGUUUCAGCUGCGACCAGAUGGGAAGCUGGAGCAGACAGUUUCCAUGGCGACUGACAACCAGCCACUGAUGCAGCAUUUGCACAUAACCUACCGCCGGUCAUCUUGAGUCAUCAUGCUGAAGGGUUUCUUUUAAAUAGAAAUGCCUAGGGCCAAAGAAGAAAAAUAUCACUAAAACACAACGACCACAGCGGAGUCAGAUAAUGAUCUGCUUCAAUGCAAAGAUAUGCACUGUAAGAAAUCCUGUCAUGGUGUGUGAUUAGUCUGUUAAAUUCACAAAAGUCAAUCAGCUUCAAAAAUAACCACAAGGCAUAUCUUACAAAAAACUCAAUACAGUUAUUACUAGGUUUUUGUUCAGGCUCGUCAGGAGGACAGAAGAAUAAAUGUUACAGUUCCCUUCAAUUUUUGUCAUCAUAAAAUUUUUGUCAUCGUAAAAUCAUCAUAAAAUCACUUCAAAGCCCUUUUUUUUUUAAAUGCUCUUUUGUUUACAUUCAUCUUUACCUACCUGCACUCUUGUGCUUUUUGUCUUUGCAGCAUAUUCAGUUAAUAUUAGCAGGCGGAGAUUGUUGGCAAUCUUUAGCAGGACUAUGUAGGGCAUCACUUGUUGCUCUUUCUCAAUUAAGAACAAUAUUGGACCCACAUGUAGAAAAAUCAGGUCCAUAACACUUUUAGAUAACUUAAACUGCACAGGGAACAUUUAAUCAAAACAUAUACAAAUAUUUAAAGAUUACACAUUCAUUAAACUGUUAUACUAAAUAACCCUCAGCUUAGUAAACUUUAUGUUCUCCUUACAUUUGUUGUUCAGAUAUUUAAUUGUGGAGAUGUACAGCUUUGAAAGCACUGAUACAUUAAUGCUAAGUUCAGUGUGCUAUUGUCUUUAGCUUUCAUUGCACUAAUUCAUUAAGACUGAAAGCUAAAGUAACUGCUGUAUCCUCCUGAUGAGGGAGAGGAAAUGUUACACUGGAUGUUGUGGUUGUGGUUGUAAUUAAAGGAGGUAAAAACAAACUUUUGGGAUUCUUUCAUAGGUAUCAGGUAGUUCACUUUAUGUCUCUAAGUCUGAAGGCUCGUGGAUGUUGUCAUUAAUGAGCUACAUUAAAAUAAUAAAAUGUUAUUUUGAAUAUG
Labrus bergylta (ballan wrasse) is the source of this 1650-nucleotide messenger RNA. RefSeq names its product THAP domain containing 4 (gene thap4). Lineage: Eukaryota; Metazoa; Chordata; Actinopteri; Labriformes; Labridae. The record is from RefSeq and is a predicted model, not a curated record.